AGAAACGACAACUCUCUCUCUCUCUCUCUCUCUCUCUCUCUUCAAAUCCCAUACUUCCCACAGCAUGUUUUGUUGCUGUUCUCCACGCGUUCCAAGAUUUUACAGAGACCCUUCUUCUAUGUUAUAGCUAGCUAUAGCUAUUAGCUUCUAUUUCUUGAGGUGUUGUUUUGCUGCUCAGCUCUUGUACCCCACGAAAGCUGUUGGUCAAUAUUUGAUUUGAAAACUCUGUUUCUGCUGUUUCGGUUUCAUAUUAAAGUGCUGAUAAUUAAUCCAGGUACCUUUCUUCACUUUACUAGUACACUUGCAGAGGCAGAGAGAAAAAGUAGAGAGAGGCAGAGAGCGUGUUUUUAAGUGUUCAGCAAUUUUACACAGUGGGUUUUCUCUUUCUUUGUGAUUUAAAGAUCUUCUUAUCUAAAAAGCAGAAAUGUUGAAGAUGGUGUGGCUCUUCUUCAACAUCUUCCUUCUCUGUUUUCUGGGUCUUACUGGUGCAGGUCAAGAAACUAAUAUUCAAUUCCUCAACCUCUAUGAUACAACUUCUGGAGUUUUUGAAGGAAUGUCCAAGUCAGAUCACGCAUUUGCUGUGUCUGCUAGUGUUGAAGAUCUCAUUGAAAUUUCUAGGAGUGUUUUGAAAGCUGAGAGUUGGCUUAGAACCCACGUCCUAUCUCAGUUUCCUGCUACUCGAAUCACUACCAUUGUUGUGGGUAACACUCUUCUCUGCCAAAAUGGUCAAAAUCACAACUGGGUUUUGGUUCUACCGUCUCUUAAGAAUGUCUAUUACUCUCUAACUAGAUGGGGUUUGGAAAAAGAGAUCAAAGUUUCUGCUGCCUUUUCUUCUAGCUGUUUUAACAUAAAAUCUGAUCUUUUCAGAGAUGAUUUUGUUGAAAGAGUAACCGAACCUCUGUUACAGUUUCUACAUAGUAUAAACUCUACAUAUUCGAUAAAUCCAUCUCCAAAUUUCUCUGCUUUAUUGGAUGAAACUGUAAGUUUGGUCUCAUCUUGCACUGAAUUUCUAAAAAAGUUUGGAUCUUUUCACUUUAACAAGAUCAAUAUAAUGGAGACCAACCCAAAACAAAAAAUAUCCAUUAACAGGAAACUUUCAAGCAUAGAAUCCCCAAAUGGGUUUUCUGUUCCUUCCAAUGUAGCCAAAAACCCACAUCCUUCAUCACCUAUUGUUGCUUCACCACCAUUCUCUUACCCUAUUGCCUCUCCACCACCAAUGGUAUUCCCUUUUGCACCAGAACAACAGGAACAGCCUCCUUUUAGUAGUGGACCAGCGUUAGCACCGUAUGGUUAUUCACUGCCACCAUGUAAUCCAAUUAGUACGAUAGUACCAGCAGCACCAGGGCCAGCAGAGGUGGUGCAGGAACUUUGGUGUGUGGCUAAGCCUAGUGUCCCUGCAGAGACAUUACAGGAGGCAAUGGAUUAUGCUUGUGGUAAAGGUGGCGCCGAUUGUGCAGAGAUUUUGCCUCAAGGAAAUUGUUUUUAUCCAGAUACUGUUUUUGCUCAUGCUUCUUACGCAUUCAAUAGCUAUUUUCAAAAGACUAAAAGAAAUGGAGGUUCUUGCAGCUUUGGAGGCACUGCCAUGCUCAUCACGUCUGAUCCCAGUUUUCUUCAUUGCCGGUUUAUUCUGAGCUAGACAGAGUAACUGAAGAAGGUGUUGGGAAAUGAAGAAUGUUGGAUUUGUUUUGCUACAAAGUUAGAUUGGUAGGGUAUGGUUUGCAAGGUGAAUUUAAUUUGUGUACUCUACCCUUAAAUAUGAAGUGGGUCAACUUAGCACAUAACCUUUAGGAGACUGUUUUAACGAGACUGCUUUUAGCUAGUGUUUUGUAGUGCAGUCUUGUGGAUCACAAGAGUAGAAUGGGAAUGCUCUUUUGACUUGUAUUUUAGUACUAAACUAGAUUGGUACAAUCCUAUUACUUUCAGUCUAUUAGACAUUGCUUCUCUAUUUGAUUCUUCACUUGUUUGUUACA
Molecule: messenger RNA, 1970 nt
Organism: Jatropha curcas
Lineage: Eukaryota; Viridiplantae; Streptophyta; Magnoliopsida; Malpighiales; Euphorbiaceae
Product: O-Glycosyl hydrolases family 17 protein
Biological process (GO): carbohydrate metabolic process
Molecular function (GO): hydrolase activity, hydrolyzing O-glycosyl compounds
Source: RefSeq, a predicted model, not a curated record